AUGCCGCCGAGCACUUCGUCCUGGUCGUCGGCGAGGAGCAGGACCACAUUGGGCCUCCGAGAACCCGCCGCCGCCCGCGAGACCCCCAGGCAGCCGGCCAGCAGCAGCAGCAGCAGCAGCAGCGCUGGGCUGCAGGAGGGCAAAGACCGCUCCCGGGCGCUGGCGUGCCUCACCUGUUGCAGGUGUACCCAGGUGUCCAGCAGCGUGGCUGCUGGCUCUCCUCCCCUCCCGGGGCCGAAGGGCAGUGGCGCGGAGGCCGUCCUGGGGGAGGUCCGGCAACUAGGGCUGCUCACCGAGCUGUACAGCUGCACCGAGGAGGAGGAGGCGGUCGGCGGGGGCCGCGGGCCUGGGGGCCGCGAGCGGCGUUGCGACAGCUUCGACAGCUCCGCAGAGGCCUCAGGCUCCGACGUGUACCUGGGCGGCCGCGGCGGCGCCGGCGACUCCCGCGUGCUGCAGGAGCUGCAGGAGCUGCAGAAGCGGCCGAGCCAGCGGCACCAGAUGCAGUACCUGCGGCAGAAAGACACCAAUGAAUUGAAGACAAUUCUUGGAGAGCUCAAGUACAGGAUUGGCAUUCAGUCGGCCAGGUUACUUCGGCAGCUGAAGCAGAAAGAUAGGCUUCUGCAUAAAGUGCAGAGGAACUGCGACGUGGUGACGGCGUGCCUGCAGGCCGUGUCUCAGAAGAGAAGAGUUGACACAAAGCUGAAGUUCACUCUUGAGCCAUCUUUAGGUCAAAAUGGUUUUCAGCAGUGGUAUGAUGCUCUCAAGGCAGUUGCCAGACUAUCAACAGGAAUACCAAAGGAAUGGAGGAGAAAGGUUUGGUUGACCUUGGCAGAUCAUUAUUUGCACAGUAUAGCCAUUGACUGGGACAAAACCAUGCGCUUCACUUUCAACGAAAGGAGUAAUCCUGAUGAUGACUCGAUGGGAAUUCAGAUAGUCAAGGAUCUUCACCGCACAGGCUGUAGUUCUUACUGCGGCCAGGAGGCUGAGCAGGACAGGGUUGUGCUGAAGCGGGUCCUGCUGGCCUAUGCCCGAUGGAACAAGAAUGUUGGGUACUGCCAAGGCUUUAACAUCCUGGCUGCUCUAAUUCUGGAAGUGGUGGAAGGCAACGAAGGGGACGCUCUGAAAAUUAUGAUUUACCUUAUUGAUAAGGUACUUCCUGAAAGCUAUUUUGUCAACAAUCUCCGGGCGCUGUCUGUGGAUAUGGCUGUCUUCCGAGACCUCUUGAGACUGAAGCUCCCUGAAUUGUCUCAGCACCUGGAUACUCUUCAGAAAACGGCAAACAAGGAGAGUGGAGGUGGAUAUGAGCCCCCGCUUACGAAUGUUUUCACGAUGCAGUGGUUCCUGACUCUCUUCGCUACGUGCCUCCCUAACCAUACAGUUUUAAAGAUUUGGGAUUCAGUCUUCUUUGAAGGUUCGGAAAUCAUCCUCAGGGUGUCACUGGCUAUCUGGGCAAAACUGGGAGAGCAGAUAGAAUGUUGUGAAACAGCAGAUGAAUUCUAUAGCACCAUGGGCCGCCUGACCCAGGAGAUGCUGGAGAAUGACCUUCUGGAAAGCCAUGAACUCAUGCAGACUGUUUAUUCUAUGGCUCCAUUCCCUUUUCCACAAUUGGCAGAAUUGAGGGAAAAAUACACUUACAACAUUACACCAUUCCCAGCCACAGUCAAACCCACCUCAGUUUCUGGACGACACAGUAAGGUCAGAGACAGUGAUGAAGAGAAUGACCCAGAUGAUGAAGAUGCUAUUGCUAAUGUGGUGGGGUGUCUCGGACCUUUCAGUGGGCUCCUGGCUCCUGAACUGCAGAAAUACCAAAAGCAAGUUAAAGAACCAAAUGGGGACCAGAGUCUGAGGUCCAAUAACAUUGCGGAGCUGAGUCCAGGAGCGAUCAAUUCCUGCCGAAGUGAAUACCAUGCAGCUUUUAACAGUAUGAUGAUGGAACGCAUGACCACGGAUAUCAAUGCGCUGAAGCGGCAAUAUUCCCGGAUUAAAAAGAAGCAGCAGCAGCAGGGUCAUCAGGUGUAUAUCAGGGCAGACAAAGGGCCAGUGACCAGCAUUCUCCCGUCUCAGGUAAACAGCUCUCCAGUUAUAAACCACCUUCUUUUAGGAAAGAAGAUGAAAUUGUCCCACAGAGCAGCCAAGAAUGCUGUCAUCCACAUCCCGGGCCACACAGGAGGCAAAGUAUCUCCUGCCCCCUACGAAGAUCUUAAGACGAAGCUCAAUUCUCCGUGGCGGACUCACAUCCGGGUCCACAAAAAGAAUGCGACAAGGACCAAGAGUCCGCUGGGCUGCGGGGACACCAUCGGGCUGAUCCAAGAGCAGAAUGAGGGCGGCAAGACUCACAACCUGGGCGCCGCGGAGGCCUUUUCCUCCGAUUGUGCCGCGACAGCUGGAAGGGGAGGCGGCAGCUCCGACGGGGGCCCGGGGAGGACCAUCGAAGGGCAGUCCCCGGAGCCAGUGUUCGGGGAUGCCGAUGCCGAUGUGUCCGCGGUCCAGGUGAAGUUAGAAGCCUUGGAACUGAACCCGAUGGAGGAUGCUGCUGGCCCCGAGCCCAGCGUGCACAUCCCGGAGCCGCCCGACGCACCUGGAGAAAACAAGGCCACCCGCAAGUCUCCCCAGGAAAACACAAGAAUGAUGCGCGAGAAGAAGAGUUACCCCUUUUGUGGUGUUUUUGCCCGCCAAAGAACUGAAGAUGGAAAAUAUGACUAA
Messenger RNA from Vicugna pacos (alpaca), 2703 nucleotides. NCBI's taxonomy places the organism in Eukaryota, Metazoa, Chordata, Mammalia, Artiodactyla, Camelidae. The record is from RefSeq and is a predicted model, not a curated record.